Nematolebias whitei (Rio pearlfish) is the source of this 1638-nucleotide messenger RNA. Its product is annotated as 7SK snRNA methylphosphate capping enzyme. The record is from RefSeq and is a predicted model, not a curated record. Gene Ontology annotation, biological process: rRNA modification; snRNA modification. Lineage: Eukaryota; Metazoa; Chordata; Actinopteri; Cyprinodontiformes; Rivulidae. Gene Ontology annotation, molecular function: snRNA binding; O-methyltransferase activity; rRNA (adenine-N6,N6-)-dimethyltransferase activity.
UGACCGGCUGACUACAAUCAGGAUGUCGUUGGACCCAGAACCCAUUCUUCCUCCUGAACAACCUGUCAGACACAGCCACACCUUCUCCACACCUGCCAUCCUAUCAGAGCAGCCACAGGUGGCUAAGGCCCACUCCCCCAUUGCUUCUAAAAAUGGUCUCCAGCCUCCAACCAACAGAAAGCUCCUCCUUCAAGCCCCUCCUUCUCCUCCUCUGCUCAAUCAGAGGCUCGGGAAAAGACGGUACUCUGUGGGCGUCGGCUUUAAGGGUGUGGCCAAACUGCGUCGCCGUGCCAACAGUGAGUGCCAGGCGGAGCCAAUGCUACCAAGUCACUUCCUGUUAGGAGGGAACAUCUUUGACCCAUUGAACCUGAAUUCUCUGCUGGAUGAAGACGUGAACCGGGCAACCAAUCUGGAGACUCCAAAAUGCUCGCCCCUGCCGUCGCGCAGCAGAGACCCUGUAGAGAUCCUGGUUCCUCGUGACAUCACCGACCCUCUGAACCUUAAGGGUGAGGCUGAGGACGGGAAGGGUGCAGGAGUCCUAGUGACCUCCCUGAAGUCCAGGAGGAAGCACAGAUACAGACACCAUGGAAGAGGAGGGGAAGAGAAGGAGGGCACACCUGCCCGACUGUUCUCGUCCACAGCUGGACUCUCAGGGGGAAGCAUUUCAGCAUCUCCUCUGUCCUGUGAACUCAACACCGCCAUCACCUGCCGAGACGACGUGGCUCCACCACCUAUCCUCCCUCGGAGACACACCCACCCACUGCCAGGUUCAACGCAGAACUCUGGGAACAUUCGGAGGCGGAGGCGCACCACUUCAACCAAAUCUUCUGAUGUUGUUACUUACACUGGCACCAUGGCAACAUCAUCAACUUCAACCAAGUUUCAGACACCACUGGUGGGAGGAGCCAAGACUGGCAGGUGUGGGGAACCUCAGCUUUGGGCAGCUCGGACACUACGAAAGAAGGACAAACAACGUUACCAGUACGGGAACCACAGCCGUUUCUACGGUUACCAUGGUUUCUAUGGUGACCGGAAUCGAGGGCGGGUUGGUGCAGAGGAGGACUUGAGGCUCUGCCUCCUGGAAGCUGAUUGGUUCAAAGACAAGUCAGUGUUGGAUAUCGGUUGUGGUACCGGUCAUGUGACACUGGCUGUUGGCCUGAGGUUUAACCCCGCCCACAUCUUGGGGGUGGAGCUAGAUGAGAGACUGGUCCAUGCUGCCAGGCAAAACAUCAGGCACUUCCUGUCACAUGACCAGGUGGUGGAGGAGAGAGAGAGGAAGAGAGAAGAUCAGGGGGUGACGCAGGUGGUGCCCUUUCGCCCCUUCCCCCUGUCCUUCAGGGUGAGUCGAGGUCCCCUGUCGGCUCCACCCCUUUUCUGGUCUUUCUCCUCGACAACUUCUAGGUUCCCCAACAACGUCACUUUCAUCCAGGGUGACUAUGUGUCAGAGGGAGAGGUGUGGCCAGGGCAGGGUCGGUAUGAUGUCAUCAUAUGUCUGGGUGUGACCAAGUGGGUGCAUCUCCAGUCAGGUGACGGGGGCGUGACCAGAUUGUUCAAACGAGCCUAUCAGAGCCUGUCGCCGAGCGGAUUGUUCAUCCUGGAGCCGCAACCAUGGAGCAGCUACUGUCGUAGCAAGAGAGC